AUGGAUAUAACUAUGGGAUACUGUGUGGGUACACGGCCUCCUCCUUCUUGCCUCAUCCUCCUGCUUCUCAAGCUCUUGGCCACUGUCUCCCAGGGGCUGCCGGGGACCGGGCCCCUGGGCUUCCACUUCACACAUUCCGUUUACAAUGCUACGGUGUAUGAGAACUCGGCAGCAAGGACCUACAUCAACAGUCAGAGUAGAAUGGGCAUCACCUUGAUUGAUCUGUCCUGGGAUAUCAAAUACAGAAUAGUAUCUGGAGACGAGGAAGGCUUUUUCAAAGCAGAGGAAGUCAUCAUUGCAGAUUUCUGUUUUCUCAGAAUAAGAACUAAAGGCGGGAAUUCUGCCAUAUUGAAUAGGGAGAUCCAGGACAAUUAUUUAUUGAUAAUAAAAGGUUCUGUCAGAGGGGAGGAUUUGGAAGCAUGGACCAAAGUGAAUAUCCAGGUUUUAGAUAUGAAUGAUCUUAGACCUUUGUUUUCACCCACCACAUACUCCGUUACGAUAGCAGAAAGCACACCUCUGAGGACUAGUGUCGCCCAGGUGACAGCAACAGACGCGGAUAUCGGUUCCAAUGGGGAAUUCUACUACUACUUUAAAAACAAAGUUGAUCUCUUUUCAGUUCACCCCACCAGUGGUGUCAUCUCUUUAAGCGGACGAUUAAAUUACGAUGAAAAGAACAGGUAUGAUCUGGAAAUUUUGGCUGUGGACCGAGGGAUGAAACUCUAUGGAAACAACGGAGUGAGCAGUACUGCAAAGCUUUAUGUUCACAUUGAACGAAUAAAUGAACACGCCCCAACUCUCCACGUAGUCGCUCAUGUUCCUUUCUCCCUGGACAAAGAGCCAACAUAUGCGGUGGUGACAGCCGAUGACCUAGAUGAGGGGGCCAAUGGAGAGAUUGAGUCUGUUUCCAUUGUGGCUGGGGAUCCUUUAGAUCAGUUCUUCCUGGCCAAGGAAGGAAAGUGGAUACACGAAUAUAAGCUUAAGGAGAGAAAACAGGUCGACUGGGAGAGCUUUCCCUAUGGCUGCAAUCUCACUCUUCAAGCAAAAGACAAGGGUUCGCCUCAGAAAUUCUCGGCCAUAAAGAUAGUCCACAUUGCCAACCCCAGGAGAGACACGGUCCCAAUUAGAUUUGAAAAAGAAAUGUACGAUGUGAGCAUUAGUGAAUUUUCCCCUCCUGGUGUUGUGGUUGCUAUAGUAAAAUUAAGUCCCGAACCGCUGGAUGUGGAAUACAAAUUGUCUCCCGGGGAGGAUGCACAGUACUUCAGAAUUAAUCCUCGGUCGGGUCUAAUUGUCACAGCACAGCCGCUGAAUACCAUUAAGAAGGAGGUGUAUAAACUGGUGGUGACCAACAAGGAAGGGGAUUUAAAAGCACAAGUCACCGUCGGCAUAGAAGACGCGAACGACCACACCCCAGAAUUUCAGCAGCCGCUGUAUGAUGCUUUUGUGAAUGAAAGUGUUCCCGUGGGAACGAGCGUUCUGAUGGUUUCAGCUUCUGAUAAGGAUAAAGGAGAAAAUGGGUACAUCACCUACAGUAUUGCCAGCCUGAAUAUGCUGCCAUUUGCCAUUAACCAGUUUACAGGGGUUAUUAGCACAACUGAAGAGCUGGAUUUUGAAUCCUCUCCAGAAACUUACAGGUUCAUAGUCAGAGCCUCUGACUGGGGUUCCCCAUACCGCCAUGAAAGUGAGGUGAAUGUGACUAUUCAAAUAGGAAACGUCAAUGACAACACCCCUCUCUUUGAGAAAGUGGCUUGCCAGGGGGUUCUUUCAUAUGAUUUCCCAGUUGGGGGUCACAUCACAGCUGUCUCAGCCAUCGAUAUUGAUGAGCUUGAACUUGUAAAGUACAAAAUCAUCUCUGGAAAUGAACUUGGCUUCUUUUACUUAAACCCCGACUCUGGUGUUUUACAGCUGAAAAAGUCACUGAUGAAUUCUGGCAUUAAAAAUGGUCAGUUUGCCCUCAGGAUUACAGCGACCGAUGGAGAGAAUUUUGCGGACCCCAUGUCCGUAAACAUUUCAGUCCUGCAUGGGAAGGUGUCUUCAAAGAGCUUCAGUUGCAGAGAAACUCGUGUGGCUCAAAAGCUGGCAGAGAAACUACUCCUUAAGGCAAAAGCAAAUGGGAAACUGAAUCUGGAGGAUGGAUUUUUUGAUUUUUAUUCAGUUAACAGGCAAGGGCCACAUUUUGACAAGUCGUUUCCCUCCGACGUGGCUGUGAAGGAGAAUCUGCCCGUUGGUGCUAACAUCCUGAAGAUUAAAGCCUCUGAUGCCGACCCUGGCUUCAAUGGAAAGGUGCUAUUUACAAUAUCUGAUGGCAAUACAGAUAGUUGCUUUAAUAUUGAUAUGGAGACCGGGCAACUUCAAGUCCUUAUGCCCAUGGAUCGAGAGCACACAGACCUCUAUCUCCUCAAUAUCACCAUCUAUGACUUAGGAAACCCACAGAAAUCUUCAUGGCGGUUGCUGACCAUCAAUGUGGAGGAUGCUAAUGACAAUAGCCCAAUUUUUCUUCAGGACAGUUACACAGUUAACAUUCUUGAAAGUUUGAGUAUUGGCACUGAGAUUAUACAAGUGGAAGCCAGAGACAAAGACCUGGGUUCUAAUGGUGAAGUGACUUACUCCGUCUUGACAGACACCCAGCGAUUUGCCAUCAACAGCUCCACUGGCAUCGUUUAUGUAGCUGAUCAAUUAGACCGGGAAUCCAAAGCCAACUACUCAUUAAAAAUAGAGGCCAGAGACAAGGCAGAAAGUGGCCAGCAGCUCUUUUCCGUUGUCACUCUUAAGGUGUUUUUGGAUGAUGUCAAUGACUGCUCCCCAGCCUUCAUUCCCAGCAGCUAUAGCGUGAAGGUUCUUGAAGAUCUCCCCGUGGGCACUGUCAUCGCUUGGCUGGAGACCCACGAUCCAGAUCUUGGACUGGGGGGUCAAGUGCGCUAUUCUUUGGUCAAUGACUAUAACGGGAGAUUUGAAAUCGAUAAAGCGAGCGGCGCCAUUCGCUUGAGCAAAGAGCUGGAUUACGAAAAGCAGCAGUUCUACAAUCUCACGGUUCGCGCCAAGGACAAAGGGCGGCCUGUCUCUCUGUCAUCGGUUUCCUUUGUUGAGGUGGAGGUGGUGGAUGUCAAUGAAAACCUCCAUACCCCCUAUUUCCCAGACUUUGCUGUUGUUGGAUCUGUAAAAGAAAACUCACGUAUUGGAACAAGCGUGCUGCAGGUGACUGCCCGAGAUGAGGACUCUGGGAGGGAUGGAGAGAUCCAGUACUCCAUCAGGGAUGGCAGUGGUCUUGGAAGGUUCAAUAUAGAUGACGAAAGUGGAGUCAUCUCUACUGCAGACAUCCUGGAUCGAGAGACCACAGGGUCCUACUGGCUGACAGUGUAUGCCACGGACCGGGGCGUGGUUCCCCUCUAUUCCACUAUUGAGGUCUACAUUGAAAUUGAGGAUGUGAAUGACAAUGCCCCGCUGACCUCGGAACCUAUUUAUUAUCCUGUCGUCAUGGAAAACUCUCCCAAGGAUGUAUCUGUCAUUCAGAUUCAGGCUGAGGAUCCUGACUCUAGUUCCAAUGAAAAACUGACAUACAGGAUUACAAGUGGGAAUCCUCAGAAUUUUUUUGCCAUCAAUAUCAAAACAGGUCUGAUUACAACCACUUCAAGGAAACUGGAUCGAGAACAACAGGCAGAACAUUUUCUGGAGGUGACAGUAACAGAUGGCGGUUCCUCUCCGAAACAGUCAACCAUUUGGGUGGUGGUUCAGGUUUUGGAUGAAAAUGACAACAAGCCCCAGUUCCCUGAGAAAGUCUACCAGAUCAAGCUACCAGAACGUGACCGGAAGAAGAGGGGAGAACCCAUUUACAGAGCUUUUGCAUUUGAUAGAGAUGAGGGCCCCAACGCCGAAAUCUCCUACAGUAUAGUGGAUGGGAAUGAUGAUGGAAAGUUCUUUAUUGACCCUAAAACUGGCAUGGUUUCUUCCAGAAAGCAAUUUACAGCGGGGAGUUAUGACAUCCUAACGAUAAAGGCGGUGGACAAUGGGCGCCCACAGAAAUCCUCCACGGCCCGUCUCCACAUUGAAUGGAUUAAAAAACCACCCCCUUCGCCUAUACCACUAACCUUCGAUGAGCCAUUUUAUAACUUCACAGUCAUGGAGAGCGAUAGAGUCACCGAGAUUGUGGGGGUUGUGUCUGUGCAGCCAGCUAACACCCCUCUGUGGUUUGACAUAGUUGGUGGCAAGCAUGCUCGAGAGAUGUUCUAUAUUCUACAGACAGCUUGUGGGCAGAACUGUUCAACAGAAGGGGGGAAUUUUGACAGCUCUUUUGACGCAGAGAAGGGUGUCGGGACCAUUGUCAUUGCCAAACCUCUGGAUGCAGAGCAGAGAUCCAUUUAUAAUAUGACUGUGGAAGUCACAGACGGGACAAACGUCGCUGUCACUCAGGUAUUUAUCAAAGUGCUGGAUAAUAAUGAUAACGGCCCGGAAUUCUCUCAGCCGAGUUACGAUGUGACCAUUUCCGAGGACGUGCUCCCCGACACAGAGAUACUGCAGAUCGAGGCCACAGACCGAGAUGAGAAGCACAAGCUGAGCUACACGGUGCACAGCAGCAUCGACGCCGCCAGCAUGAGAAAAUUCCGGAUGGACCCCAGCACCGGCGUGCUCUUCACUGCCGAGCGGCUGGACCACGAAGCCCAGGACAAGCACAUCCUCAACGUCAUGGUCAGAGAUCAGGAGUUUCCUUAUCGAAGAAACUUGGCCCGAGUCAUUGUGAAUGUGGAAGAUGCUAAUGAUCACAGUCCUUAUUUUACCAACCCACUGUACGAAGCAUCUGUGUUUGAAUCGGCUGCUCUGGGAUCAGCUGUUCUACAAGUGACGGCUCUGGACAAAGACAAAGGGGAAAAUGCAGAACUCAUAUAUACCAUAGAAGCAGGGAACACUGGGAACACAUUUAAGAUCGAACCAGUCCUGGGCAUCAUCACCAUUUCCAAAGAACCAGACAUGACAACCAUGGGUCAGUUUGUCUUGUCAGUCAAAGUCACCGACCAGGGUUCCCCGCCCAUGUCUGCCACCGCAAUUGUGCGCAUUUCUGUCACCAUGUCUGAUAAUUCUCACCCCAAGUUCGUUCACAAAGACUACCAAGCAGAAGUAAAUGAAAAUGUUGAUAUUGGAACAUCGGUCAUUCUGAUCUCUGCGAUUAGUCAAUCUACCCUCAUUUAUGACGUCAAAGAUGGAAACGUAGAUGGGAUCUUUACCAUAAAUCCAUACUCGGGAGUCAUCACUACCCGGAAGGCACUGGAUUAUGAGCGAACUUCCUCUUACCAGCUCACCGUACAGGCCACGAACAUGGCAGGAAUGGCUUCCAACGUCUCCGUCAAUAUUCAGAUUGUUGAUGAAAAUGAUAAUGCCCCCGUUUUUCUCUUUUCUCAAUAUUCGGGCAGCCUGAGUGAGGCUGCCCCAGUGAAUAGCAUUGUCAGGAGCCUAGAUAACAGCCCCCUGGUAAUUCGGGCCACCGAUGCCGACAGCAACCGGAAUGCUCUGCUUGUGUAUCAGAUCGUCGAGUCCACGGCCAAGAAGUUCUUCACGGUGGACUCCAGCACAGGGGCCAUCCGAACGAUUGCCACCCUGGACCAUGAAACCAUCUCCCGUUUCCAUUUCCACGUGCACGUGAGAGACAGUGGCAGCCCCCAGCUGACUGCAGAGAGUCCCGUUGAAGUCAGCAUAGAGGUGACCGAUGUGAAUGAUAACCCGCCUGUUUUCACCCAGGCUGUGUUUGAGACUGUCCUGCUCCUACCUACCUACAUCGGAGUGGAGGUUCUGAAAGUUAGUGCCACAGACCCUGACUCCGAGGUGCCCCCCGAACUGACAUACAGCCUACUGGAAGGCAGCGUGGAUCACUUUGUAAUGGACUCAAAUACUGGAGUGCUCUCCAUAAAAAACAACAACCUCUCCAAAGACCACUACGCGCUGAUAGUUAAGGUUUCGGACGGGAAGUUCUACAGCACGUCCAUGGUCACCAUCUCGGUUAAAGAAGCCAUGGACAGCGGCCUGCACUUCACACAAAGCUUUUACUCCACCUCAAUCUCAGAGAACAACACUAAUAUAACCAAAGUUGCUAUUGUCAAUGCCAUUGGAAAUCGCCUUAAUGAGCCCUUAAAAUAUAGCAUCUUAAACCCAGGAAAUAAGUUCAAGAUAAAAUCUACCUCAGGAGUCAUCCAGACCACCGGAGUCCCCUUCGACCGUGAGGAACAGGAGCUAUACGAGCUGGUAGUGGAAGCCAGCCGUGAGAUGGACCAUUUGCGCGUGGCCAGGGUGGUGGUCAGAGUCAGCAUCGAAGAUAUAAAUGACAAUUCUCCAGUCUUCGUGGGCCUCCCUUACUAUGCUGCUGUGCAAGUUGAUGCGGAGCCUGGGACUCCGAUUUACCGGGUGACAGCCAUCGACAAAGACAAAGGUGCAAAUGGAGAAGUGACCUAUGUCCUACAGGAUGACUAUGGCCACUUUGAAAUUAACCCUAAUUCGGGGAAUGUUAUUUUAAAAGAAGCAUUCAACUCUGACCUGUCCAACAUCGAGUAUGGUGUCACCGUCCUAGCCAAAGAUGGUGGAAAACCUUCUUUGUCCACAUCUGUAGAACUUCCCAUCACUAUUGUCAACAAAGCAAUGCCUGUGUUUGAUAAGCCCUUCUACACAGCAUCCAUCAACGAAGACAUCGGAAUGGAUACCCCUAUUCUAAGCAUCAAUGCCACCAGUCCAGAAGGCCAAGGCAUCAUAUACAUCAUUAUCGAUGGGGAUCUUUAUAAACAAUUUAACAUAGACUUUGACACCGGCGUCCUGAAAGUCGUUAGCCCUUUGGAUUACGAGGUUACACCUGUUUACAAGUUGACAGUAAGAGCCAGUGAUGCCCUUACCGGUGCCAGGGCUGAAGUCACCGUUGACUUGCUAGUUAAUGAUGUCAAUGACAACGCCCCUGUUUUUGACCAGCUUGCAUACAACACCACAUUGACAGAAGCAUCUCUCAUUGGGACGCCUGUUUUGCAAGUUGUUUCCACUGACGUGGACUCAGAAAACAAUAAAAUGGUUCAUUAUCAGAUCGUCCAGGACACUUACAACAGCACCGAUUAUUUUCACAUAGACAGCGCCAGCGGCUUAAUCCUGACGGCGAGGAUGCUGGACCACGAGUCGGUGCAACACUGCACUUUGAAAGUCAGAGCAACCGAUAGCGGUUUCCCGUCGCUGAGCAGUGAGGUCCUGGUUCAUAUCUACAUCUCAGACGUCAAUGACAACCCUCCGGUUUUUAACCAGCUCAUUUACGAGUCCUAUGUGAGUGAGUUAGCCCCCCGGGGCCAUUUUGUGACCUGUGUGCAAGCCUCCGAUGCAGACAGCUCUGACUUCGACCGGUUGGAAUACAACAUCUUGUCUGGGAACGACCGGACAAGCUUUCUGAUGGACAGCAAGAGCGGGGUCAUCACACUGUCCAACCACCGCAAGCAGAGGAUGGAGCCUCUGUACAGCCUCAAUGUGUCGGUCUCUGACGGGUUGUUCACGAGCACCGCACAGGUGCAUGUUCGGGUACUGGGGGCUAACCUGUACAGCCCCGCCUUUUCACAAAGCACCUAUGUAGCUGAGGUUAGAGAGAACGCGGCUGCUGGGACAAAGGUGAUUCAUGUUCGAGCCACAGAUGGGGACCCAGGGACAUACGGGCAGAUCAGCUAUGCCAUCAUCAAUGACUUCGCUAAAGACCGAUUCCUCAUAGACAGCAAUGGACAGGUCAUUACAACAGAAAGGCUCGACCGGGAAAACCCUCUGGAAGGCGACAUCAGCGUUUUUUUGAGGGCCCUGGACGGUGGGGGAAGAACGACUUUCUGCACCGUGAGGGUGAUCGUCGUGGAUGAAAAUGACAAUGCUCCCCAGUUCAUGACGGUGGAAUACAGGGCCAGCGUCAGGGCAGACGUGGGACGGGGCCACUUGGUCACGCAGGUGCAGGCCGUGGAUCCAGACGAUGGAGCCAACUCAAGGAUCACUUACUCCCUGUACAGCGAGGCCUCGGUCUCUGUGGCCGACCUGCUGGAAAUCGACCCUGACAACGGUUGGAUGGUCACCAAGGGCAAUUUCAACCAGUUGCGAAACACGGUGCUGUCCUUCUUUGUCAAAGCAGUCGACGGGGGCAUUCCAGUGAAGCACUCCCUCAUCCCCGUCUACAUCCACGUCUUGCCCCCUGAAACGUUCUUGCCUUCAUUUACCCAGUCUCAGUAUUCUUUUACCGUUGCAGAAGAUACCGCCAUUGGGAGCACGGUGGACACCCUAAGGAUUUUGCCCAGUCAGAGUGUCCAGUUUAGCACAGUUAAUGGGGAACGUCCAGAAAAUAACAAAGGGGGUGUCUUCGUCAUAGAACAGGACACGGGCACCAUCAAGCUCGACAAGCGCCUGGACCAUGAAGUCAGCCCAGCGUUCCACUUUAAAGUAGCAGCCACGAUACCCCUAGACAAGGUAGACAUUGUGUUUACUGCGGACGUGGACAUCAAGGUGUUGGAUUUGAAUGACAACAAGCCAGUCUUUGAGACGUCAAGCUAUGAGACCAUGAUCAUGGAAGGGAUGCCUAUCGGCACCAAACUCACCCAGGUGAGAGCCAUCGAUAUGGAUUGGGGAGCUAAUGGGCAGGUCACAUACUCCCUGCACUCGGAUUCCCAGCCCGAAAAGGUAAUGGAAGCGUUCAAUAUUGACAGCAACACCGGCUGGAUCAGUACCUUGAAGGACCUGGAUCACGAGACAGACCCCUCAUUCACCUUCUCCGUGGUGGCGUCCGACCUUGGGGAGGCCUUCUCUCUUUCUGCCACGGCUUUGGUCUCUGUCAGGGUGACAGAUAUAAAUGACAACGCACCCGUCUUUGCCCAUGAGGUGUACCAAGGGAAUGUGAAGGAGAGCGACCCUCCGGGCGAGGUGGUAGCCGUCCUCAGCACGUGGGACAGAGACACUUCCGACAUUAAUCGCCAAGUGAGCUACCACAUUACAGGAGGGAAUCCCCGAGGAAGAUUUGCCCUGGGGCUGGUGCAGAGUGAGUGGAAGGUCUAUGUGAAGAGACCUCUAGACAGGGAAGAACAAGACGCUUACUUCCUCAAUAUCACGGCCACCGACGGGCUCUUUGUCACACAGGCCAUGGUGGAAGUGACUGUCAGCGAUGUGAAUGACAACAGCCCAGUGUGUGAUCAGGUGGCAUACACAGCAUUAUUUCCCGAAGACAUUCCCUCAAAUAAAAUCAUCCUGAAGGUCACUGCCCAGGAUGCCGAUAUUGGAUCCAAUGGAGAUAUACGAUACUCACUCUAUGGAUCUGGACACAGUGAAUUUUUUCUAGAUCCGGAAAGUGGCCAGUUAAAAACUUCGUCACCGCUGGACCGGGAGAGAGUCCCUGCGUACAACCUGGUCGCCAGGGCCACCGACGGGGGUGGCAGGUUCUGCCAAUCUGACAUCCACUUGAUCCUGGAAGACGUGAACGAUAACCCCCCUGUGUUUUCUUCCGACCACUACCACGCCUGUGUCUAUGAGAACACGGCCACGAAGGCUCUGUUGACCAGAGUUCAAGCCGUGGAUCCCGACAUUGGCAUCAAUAGGAAGGUCGUGUACUCCCUGGCCGACUCGGCCGGUGGGUUCUUCUCCAUUGACGCGUCGUCCGGCAUCAUCAUCCUGGAGCAGCCGCUGGACCGAGAGCAGCAGCCCUCCUACAACAUCAGCGUGCAGGCCACCGACCAGAGCCCUGGGCGGGCCCUGUCCUCCCUCGCCACCGUCACCAUCACCGUCCUGGACAUCAACGACAACCCCCCUGUGUUUGAAAGGAGGGACUACCUGGUGACAGUGCCUGAAGACACCUCCCCUGGCACCCAAGUCCUUACCGUUUUCGCCACCAGCAAAGAUAUCGGCACAAAUGCUGAGAUUACAUAUCUCAUUCGGUCCGGGAAUGAACAAGGGAAAUUUAGGAUCAACCCAAGGACAGGGGGUAUUUUAGUCUCUGAAGUCCUGGACUAUGAAUUAUGCAAAAAGUUUUACCUGGUGGUGGAAGCUAAAGAUGGGGGCACCCCAGCUCUCAGCGCCGUGGCCACCGUCAACAUCAACCUCACCGAUGUGAAUGACAAUCCUCCCAAGUUCAGCCAAGAUGUCUACAGCGCUGUCAUAAGUGAAGAUGCCUUGGUUGGGGACUCUGUCAUUUUGCUAAUAGCAGAAGAUGCAGAUAGCCAGCCCAACGGACAGAUUGCUUUUUCCAUUGUGAGUGGCGAUCGGGACAAUGAAUUUGCUGUGGAUCCUGCCUUGGGACUUGUGAAGGUUAAGAAGAAAUUGGACCGGGAACGGGUGUCCGGAUACUCCCUGCUUGUCCAGGCAGCAGACAGCGGCAUUCCUGUGAUGUCGUCAACUGCCACCGUCAACAUUGACAUCUCUGAUGUGAACGACAACAGCCCGGUCUUCACACCUGCUAACUGUACCGCCGUGAUUCAGGAAAAUAAGCCAGUAGGCACCAGCAUUUUGCAGCUGGUGGUGACAGACAGAGACUCCUUUCACAACGGGCCUCCCUUCUCGUUCUCUAUUUUGUCGGGAAACGAAGAGGAGGAGUUCGUGUUGGACCCGCAUGGGACGCUGCGGUCAGCCGUGGUCUUCCGGCACACGGAGUCUCCGGAAUACCUGCUGCGGGUCCAGGCGAAAGACUCAGGUAAACCCCAGCAAGUUUCUCACUCCUUCGUCCGCGUGCGGGUCAUCGAGGAAAGUAUCCACAAGCCCACGGCCAUCCCUCUGGAGAUUUUCAUUGUCACCAUGGAGGACGACUUUCCGGGUGGAGUCAUUGGGAAGAUCCACGCCACAGACCAAGACAUGUAUGACGUGCUCACGUUUGCCCUGAAAUCGGAGCAGAAAAGCUUGUUCAAAGUGAACAGUCAUGAUGGGAAAAUCAUCGCCCUGGGAGGCCUGGACAGCGGCAAGUACGUCCUGAACGUGUCGGUGAGUGACGGCCGCUUCCAGGUGCCCAUCGAUGUGGUCGUGCACGUGGAGCAGCUGGUGCACGAGAUGCUGCAGAACACCGUCACCAUCCGCUUCGAGAACGUGUCCCCCGAGGACUUCGUGGGGCUGCACAUGCACGGCUUCCGGCGCACCCUGCGGAACGCGGUCCUCACCCAGAAGCAGGACAGCCUGCACAUCAUCAGCAUCCAGCCCGUGGCGGGCACCGGCCAGCUGGACAUGCUGUUUGCCGUGGAGAUGCACAGCAGCGAGUUCUACAAGCCGGCCUACCUCAUCCAGAAGCUGUCCAGCGCCAGGAGGCAUCUGGAGAACGCCAUGCGCAUCUCGGCCAUCCUGGAGAAGAACUGCUCGGGGCUGGACUGCCAGGAGCAGCACUGUGAGCAGGGCCUGUCGCUCGAUUCCCACGCCCUCAUGACCUACAGCACGGCUCGCAUCAGCUUUGUGUGUCCGCGUUUCUACCGGAACGUGCGCUGCACCUGUAAUGGAGGACUGUGCCCGGGGUCCAAUGAUCCUUGCGUGGAGAAGCCGUGUCCAGGGGACAUGCAGUGUGUCGGUUACGAAGCCAGCAGGAGACCGUUCCUCUGCCAGUGUCCACCGGGGAAGCUCGGAGAGUGCUCAGGGCACACUUCUCUCAGCUUUGCUGGAAACAGUUACAUCAAAUACCGGCUUUCUGAGAAUAGCAAAGAAGAGGACUUUAAGCUGGGUCUGCGUCUGCGCACACUGCAAAGCAACGGGAUUAUCAUGUACACCAGAGCAAAUCCCUGCAUAAUUCUGAAGAUCGUGGACGGUAAGCUGUGGUUCCAGCUGGACUGUGGCAGUGGCCCCGGACUCUUGGGCAUCUCGGGCCGCGCGGUCAACGACGGGAGCUGGCACUCGGUCUUCCUGGAGCUCAACCGCAAUUUCACCAGCCUGUCCCUGGACGACAGCUACGUGGAGCGGCGCAGGGCGCCCCUCUACUUCCAGACACUGAGCGCCGAGAGCACCAUCUACUUCGGGGCCCUGGUGCAGGCGGACAACGUCCGCAGCCUGACCGACACGCGGGUCACGCAGGUGCUGAGCGGCUUCCAGGGCUGCCUGGACUCGGUGGUGCUGAACAACAACGAGCUGCCCCUGCAGAACAAGCGCAGCAGCUUCGCCGAGGUGGUGGGCCUGACCGAGCUGAAGCUGGGCUGCGUGCUCUACCCUGACGCCUGUGAGCGCAGCCCCUGCCAGCACGGGGGCAGCUGCGCCGGCCUGCCCUCCGGGGGCUAUCAGUGUUCCUGUCUCUCACAGUUCACCGGGAGAAACUGUGAAUCAGAGAUCACAGCCUGCUUCCCAAACCCUUGUCGGAACGGAGGCUCCUGCGACCCCAUAGGAAAUACUUUCAUCUGCAGUUGCAAAGCUGGGCUCACUGGAGUCACGUGUGAGGAGGACAUCGACGAGUGCGAGCGGGAGGAGUGCGAGAACGGCGGCUCCUGCGUCAACGUGUUCGGCGCCUUCCUGUGCAACUGCACGCCGGGCUUCGCGGGCCCGCACUGCGGGCUGCGCCCCGUGGUGGUGCCCAACAUCCAGGCCGGCCACGCCUACGUGGGCAAGGAGGAGCUCAUCGGCAUCGCCGUGGUCCUCUUCGUCAUCUUCGUCCUGGUGGUGCUGUUCAUCGUCUUCCGCAAGAAGGUCUUCCGCAAGCACUACUCCCGCAACAACAUCACGCUGGUGCAGGACCCCGCCACGGCCGCGCUGCUGCACAAGAGCAACGGCGUCCCCUUCCGGAACCUGCGGGGCCCCCACGGAGGGGACGGCCGCAACCUCUACCAGGAGGUGGGGCCCCCGCAGGUGCCCGUGCGCCCCAUGGCCUACACCCCCUGCUUCCAGAGCGACUCCAGGAGCAACCUGGACAAGAUCGUGGACGGGCUGGGGGGCGAGCACCAGGAGAUGACCACCUUCCACCCCGAGUCGCCGCGCAUCCUGACGGCCAGGCGCGGGGUGGUGGUGUGCAGCGUGGCCCCCAACCUGCCCGCCGUGUCCCCCUGCCGCUCGGACUGCGAUUCCAUCCGGAAGAACGGCUGGGACGCGGGGACUGAGAACAAAGGAGUUGAUGACCCGGGAGAAGUGACCUGCUUUGCAGGCAGUAACAAAGGCAGCAACUCUGAAGUGCAGUCCCUGAGCUCCUUCCAGUCGGAUUCUGGUGACGACAAUGCAUCCAUAGUGACUGUCAUUCAGCUUGUCAACAAUGUAGUUGACACUAUAGAAAAUGAAGUGUCUGUCAUGGAUCAAGGACAGAACUACAACCGAGCCUAUCACUGGGACACCUCUGACUGGAUGCCGGCCGCCCGCCUGUCGGACAUAGAGGAGGUGCCCAGCUAUGAGAACCAGGAGGGAGGCUCUGCACACCAGGGCAGCACACGGGAGCUGGAGAGCGACUACUACCUGGGCGGCUACGACAUUGACAGCGAGUACCCGCCCCCUCAUGAAGAGGAGUUCUUGAGUCAGGACCAGCUGCCCCCUCCCCUGCCGGAGGACUUCCCGGACCAGUACGAGGCCCUGCCACCCUCCCAGCCUGUCUCACUGGCCGGCACCCUGAGCCCAGACUGCAGGAGGAGGCCCCAGUUCCAUCCCAGCCAGUACCUCCCGCCUCACCCAUUCCCCAACGAAGCCGAGCUGGCGGGCCCGCCUGCCGGCUGUGAAUUUAGUACUUUUGCCGUCAACAUGAACCCGGGCACCGAGACAGCGGGCCCAGCAGACAGUGUGUCUCUAUCUUUGCACAACUCCAGAGGCACCUCAUCCUCUGAUGUGUCGGCCAGCUGCGGCUUCGAGGAUGCCAAAGUAGCCAUGAGUGACUACGAGAGCGUGGGCGAGCUCAGCCUCGCCAGCCUUCACAUCCCCUUUCUGGAGACUCAACACCAGACCCAAGUGUAG
Molecule: messenger RNA, 13845 nt
Organism: Eptesicus fuscus (big brown bat)
Lineage: Eukaryota; Metazoa; Chordata; Mammalia; Chiroptera; Vespertilionidae
Gene: FAT3
Product: FAT atypical cadherin 3
Exons: 28
Coding region: 1-13845 (4614 amino acids)
Biological process (GO): homophilic cell-cell adhesion
Cellular component (GO): cell-cell junction; plasma membrane
Molecular function (GO): calcium ion binding
Source: RefSeq, a predicted model, not a curated record